Molecule: messenger RNA, 501 nt
Organism: Geosmithia morbida
Lineage: Eukaryota; Fungi; Ascomycota; Sordariomycetes; Hypocreales; Bionectriaceae
Exons: 2
Coding region: 1-501 (166 amino acids)
Source: RefSeq, a predicted model, not a curated record
AUGACUCUGCGUGCUAAUGUCUCCCGCCUCCUCCCUCUUGGCUCAGCAGCAGCAGCUCUGCGGCAGCCUGAGCUUGGCUGCGUCGCGUAUUGCCAGACGGGCUGGACCCACGCCGACACGCCCGUCCCAUCGGGCUCUUUCAGCGCUGUCGGAGCCACUGCCACGGGGUUCAUUACUACUGCCAAACUCGGCGGCGCCAGUUCCAGUGCCUCCAGUGCUUCCAGGGACUGCGGUGGCUCCAGUGGUUGGGGCGACGGGCUUAGCGAUAGGCUUAGCGCACCAGCUGCAGUCUCCCUGCAAAUUCUCCUCCAAGCCCAUUUCCCAGGGUCCAGCACCAGGUCUUGUGCGCUGCCGCCGCUCUGCCCCUCCAUCGUGUCGCUGCUUGACUCAGAGGGCCCCUCCAUUGUCAAAAUCAUCAACAACCUCACCCACGCCAACAUCGCUCAGAAGGUUCACCACAACCACCGCAACCGCCGCAACCACCACCGCCUCGACGGAUAA